GGCAACGUAACUUCGCGAUAAUGCGUCCCCGAAGCUCCUCCUGAGGAAAGGAGGGAGGGAAGCGGAGGAAUCCGGAGGCGAAGCGGGAUGCCGAGCAGCCGGUCGGAGGUCGAAGCCGAGGAAGAAAUACGAGCCUUGGAAGAGAUGAGUUCCUUCACGAAGCAUUGGACCUGAUCUGCUUUCAAGGAGACGGAGUCCUCGGAGAUGAGGAGAAGAGAGAAUCUCCCUCGGAUCCGGAGUCGUGUCGCUGGGUUCUCCACCCAAAGGUGGUGAUAUAAGGUCCGCACUUGGCAUUCUGCACAUGGCUGAUCCGGAAGGCCUCGCCGACGGCAUGGAAACCUCCGCCGUGACAUCCAAUGCGGCGUCCAGCCCCAUCACCUUCUCACAGGUGUUUGGACACCAGUGUCAACUUCUGGAAGCAGCCGUCCAGUCCCUGCACACCUUGAACGACCAGAUCUCGGACUUCGUGGUGGACAAGGCCACGGUGCUGAGCGAGGACGAGGGCCACGCGUUCCCGCCCGGCGAGAAGGACACCCUCAAAAACUCCAUGUCGCUCAUGAGGGACCUCUUGACCGACGCCCAGGCCAAGAUCCUGCGGAUGAUGGAAGGCAACCAGGCGCUGGCCCUGCGCAUGGACUGCGCGCUCCAGGCGGCCGGGCAGGAGGUCAGCGCGCUCCGGGCCGAGCUCAGCGCCACCAGCCGACGCCUGGCCGAGCUCUCCAGCGCCGCCUCGCCGCCCUCGCCCCCGCCGCCACCGCCCGGGUCGGGCACCGGCAGCCCCGCCGCCACCACGGACGCCACCAUGGCCGACCCCCAGCAGCCCAGCCUCCAAGCGCUGCUCCGCGAGGAGGUCUCCCAGUUGCAAGAGGAAGUGCACGUGUUGCGGCAGGUGAAGGAGGCGCUGGCCAAGGACCUGGAGGACGGGCACCCCGGGAAGGCCACCGAGGUCCUCUCGGCCACCGAGCUCAAGGUCCAGCUGGCCCAGAAGGAGGCCGACCUCAACCGGGCCAAGGAAGCCCUGCAAGCCAUGAAAGCCGACCGGAAACGCUUGAAGGGCGAGAAGACGGACCUGGUGAGCCAAAUGCAGCAGCUCUAUGCCACGCUGGAGAGCCGCGAGGAGCAGCUACGCGACUUUAUCCGGAACUACGAGCAACACAGAAAAGAGAGCGAGGACGUGGUCAAGGCGCUGGCGAAGGAGAAGGAUCUGCUGGAGAGGGAGAAGUGGGAGCUGCGGCGCCAGGCCAAGGAGGCCACGGACCACGCCAGCGCCCUGCGCUCCCAGCUGGACCUGAAGGACAACCGCAUGAAGGAGCUGGAGGCCGAAUUGGCCAUGGCGAAGCAGUCUCUGGCCACGCUGACGAAGGACGUGCCCAAGCGGCACUCGCUGGCCAUGCCGGGCGAGACGGUGCUGAACGGCAACCAGGAGUGGGUCAUGCAGGCCGACCUCCCGCUCACGGCCGCCAUCCGGCAGAGCCAGCAGACCCUCUACCACGGCCACCCCCAGCACACGGUCGACCGGCAAGGGGUGCGUGUGAGCCCGUGCCACUCGCGCCAGCCCUCGGUCAUCUCGGACGCCUCGGCGGCGGAAGGCGACCGCUCCUCCACGCCCAGCGACAUCAACUCCCCACGACACCGAACGCACUCGCUCUGCAAUGGGGAUAGUCCUGGACCGGUACAGAAAAACUUGCACAACCCAAUUGUCCAGUCUCUAGAGGACCUGGAGGACCAGAAGCGGAAGAAGAAGAAGGAGAAGAUGGGCUUUGGCUCCAUCUCGAGGGUCUUUGCCCGGGGGAAGCAGCGCAAGUCCCUGGACCCGGGCCUCUUUGACGGCACCGCCCCCGACUACUACAUCGAGGAGGACGCCGACUGGUGACGGACUGCCUUCCCCCCCCCCUCCGGACCCCUCCGGAAGGCCCUUUCAGCCCCCUCCCCUCUGCUUCUGCGUGCGUUUGAGGGCCAACCCCCCCGGCGGAUUGUGAGCCUCCCCCUCUCUCUUCCUCUCUCUCUUCCUCUUCCUCUUCCUCUCUCUCUGCAUUGCCUCUUCGCUGUACAUAACCCCCCAAAAGAGAGGGAAGAACAACCCUCAAACCCUGUAUGUGGAAACCCCUUCUAACUGUUGUCUAUGGAGCGAUGCCGAGUCCGUUGUCGUUGUAACUUUGUUCUUUUCCUCCUUUCAUUUCGUUCCUUUCUCUCUCUCUUUUUGUUCCUCCUCUCCGGGUGCAUCCGCACGCAGCGGAAUUUAAUCCGGUUCGACAGCGCUUUAACUGCGGUGGCAUCCUGGGAGCGGUAGCCACUAUUAUUAUUAUUUUAAGCAGUACCUAUUUAUCUACUCACAGUUUGGCUUUCGGACCACUAAGUAGACGGAAGCUGGGUUACAGGUCGGGAGCUCACCCCGACCUGGGUUUCAAACCUCUGGAUUGAUUGAAUUUACUGCAGCUGGUGGCCUGGGAUGCUAUGAUAUCUUUAUCAUGGAAUAUAGUGUUAUCUGUCCUAGCUGGAUGGCUAUCUGUCAGGAGGGCUUUGAUGGUGUCUUCCUUGCAAUGGUAGAAUAAGGUUGGACUCGAUGCAUUAUGCAUUAGUCAAGCCAAUGGAUAAUUCAACCCCAUGUAUCAGUCAACCUGAUGGGUAAUUCAACCCUAUUGUGUCCAUCAACUCCAUGCAUCAGUCGGUCUGAUAGGUCAAUCAAUCCCAUAUGUCAAUCGACCCAAUGUGUUAGUCAACUCAAUGGGUCAUUCAACCCCAUGCGUCAGUCGACCUGAUGGGUCAUUCAACCUCAUAUGUCAGUCAAUCUCAUGCGUCAGUCGACCCUAUGUGUCAGUCAACUUGAUGGGUCAGUCGACCCCAUGCGUCAGUCGACCUGGUGGGUCAUUCAACCCCAUAUGUCAGUCGACCCCAUGCGUCAGUCGACCUGGUGGGUCAUUCAACCCCAUAUGUCAGUCGACCCCAUGCGUCAGUCGACUUCAUGUGUCAGUCGACCUGGUGGGUCAUUCAACCCCGUAUGUCCAUCAACCCUAUGUGUCAGUCGAUCCCAUAUGUUAGUCGACCUGAUGGGUCAUUCAAUCCCAUAUGUCAGUCGACCCCAUGUGUCAGUCAACUCAAUGGGUCAUUCGUGUCAGUCGGCCCCAUGCAUCAGUCAACCCCAUGCGUCAGUCGACCCCAUGCAUUGACUGGUGGCCCCUGCCAACUCGAAGAUGCUAUGAUAGAUCUAUCAUGGAGUAUUGUAUUGUCUAUCCUAGCUAUGGCUGGGUGGCCAUCUGUUGGGAGGGCUUUGGUGGCGCCUUCCUUGCAAUGUCAGAAUAAGGUUGGACUAGAUGGCCCUUGGGGACCCCUUCCCACUCUAGGAUGCUAUAACUUACUCCCAUGUGCAGUUAAAGCGGGUGUCGAACGAGCAUUAUAUUCCCUCUGUGCGGACGCACCCUUUGGCCUCCCUCCCUUCCUUUCUUCCUUCCUUCCGCUCUUGAUCUCUCUUUUUCGACAAAACUUGAAAAAUCAAACUUGAAGGACCGCUGGUGUGUUUUGUAAAUAGGCAAAAGGAUCAUGUUGACGACGACGAUGACGAUGGAUGAUUAAUUGUGCACUGUGUUCUUCUCGUACAGCAAAAACACUCUCCUUUCUUCUCCCCUUCCCCCACCCCCGUCUACACCCAAUUUAUCGGUGCGGUGUGACACCACUUUGGCCUUGCGGAACUACAACUCCCACCCGCCCGCGUGUCGGUGCCCCCAACAGCCCUCCCCCUGGACGCGGCCUCAAAGGGAGAAGGGGGAUCCGGAAUGUUUCUCCCCGUUGCGUUGCCACGCGGCCGAAUGUAGACACGGACCCCCCCCCCCCCCAAAAUCCGUUUGCCCCCAAAGCCAUGGAACGAAUCCCGCCCCCCCUCGGCCAAAUGAGCAACCAAAGGGACCCCGAAUCCGGAGAGAUUUAUUUUUUCGAGUUGGGUAUAUACGCCGUUCGGUAUUCACAAUGUCUUAAGCAGACCGUUUCCCUGUUUCCUUUUUUACACCUUGACUCACCCGACGACUGUAGGGACUCAUGUAUAAGUCGACCUCGUGCUUAGAAGACGGCCCCUUGUGUACGUUUACAUGACACAUCAGUCGACCCUAUGUGUCAGUCAACCCCAUGUGUCAUUCAACCCUAUGUGUCAGUCAACCCCAUGCGUCAGUCGACUCCAUGUGUCAGUCGGCCCCAUGUGUCGUUCAACCCCAUGUGUCAGUCAACCCCAUGCGUCAAAUCAACCCCAUGCGUCAAUCAACCCCAUGCGUCAGUCGGCCCCAUGUGUCAUUCAAUCCCAUGUGUCAGUCGACCCAAUGGGAAAUUCAACCCCAUGUGUCAGUCAUUCCCUUGCAUCAGUCGACCCAAUGGGAAAUUCAACCCCAUGUGUCAGUCUUUCUCUUGCAUCAGUCGACCCAAUGGGAAAUUCAAUCCCAUGUGUCAGUCAUUCCCUUGCAUCAGUCGACCCAAUGGGAAAUUCAAUCCCAUGUGUCAGUCGGCUCCAGGCAUCAGUCAGCCAUGCGUCAGUUGACUUGAUCCGUCAUUCAACUCCGUGCUCCAGUUGACUCGAUGCAUCAGUCAACUUCAUGCGUCAGUCGACCCGAUGGGUAAUUCAACCCCAUGCAUCAGUCGACCUGAUGUGUCAUUCAAGCCUGUGCAACAGUCCACCCCAUGCAUCAGACAACGCAAUGCGUCAGUCGACCUAAUGUGUCAGUUGACCCAAUGGGUCAUUUAAUCCCAUACAACAGUCAAACCCAUGUGUCAGUCAGCCUCAUGCAUCAGUCGACCUGAUGGGUCAUUCAACCCUAUACAACAGUCGAACCCAUGCGUCAGUCAACCCAAUACGUUAGUCAACCCGAUGUGUCAGUCAGCCUCAUGCAUCAGUCGACCUGAUGGGUCAUUCAACCCUAUACAACAGUCGAACCCAUGCGUCAGUCAACCCAAUACGUUAGUCAACACGAUGUGUCAGUCAGCCUCAUGCAUCAGUCGACCUGAUGGGUCAUUCAACCCUAUACAACAGUCGAACCCAUGUGUCAGUCAACCCAAUGCGUUAGUCAACCCGAUGUGUCAGUCAACCUCAUGCAUCAGUCGACCUGAUGGGUCAUUCAACCCCAUACAGCAGUCGAACCCAUGCGUCAGUCAACCCAAUGUGUUAGUCAACCUGAUGUGUCAGUCAACCCAAUGUGUCAGUCGACCUGAUGGGUCAUUCAACCCCAUACAACAGUCGAACCCAUGUGUUAGUCAACCCAAUGUGUCAGUCAGCCUCAUGCAUCAGUCGACCUGAUGGGUCAUUCAACCCCAUAUUACGGUCGAACACAUGUGUCAGUCAACCCAAUGCAUUAGUCAACCGAAUGUGUCAUUCAACCUCAUGCAUCAGUCGACCCCAUGCAUCAGUCGACACAGUGGGUCAUUCAACCUCAUGCAACAGUCAAACUCAUGCGUCAGUCAACCCAAUGAAUUAGUCAACCCAAUGGGUAAUUCAACCCCAUGCGUCAGUUGAUCCGAUGGGUUAUUCAACCCCAUGUGUCAACCGACCCCAUAUACAAUCUCACUUACAUGUCACCCUUACGUCAACGUCAUAUGUGAGUCGGCCCAGUGGGUAAGCCUAGACUUAUAUAUGAGUGUGUACAGUAUGUCUCCACGGUGCAUCUACACAGUUGAAUUAAUGCAGUUUGACACCGCUUUGAACUGCUACGGGGACCCAUUUGAAGCCCUAUUGAAACUCUUUUAUUUUGGGGGGACUCAGAACCCUAUGGACGUGUCGUCUUCCUUAUGUUGUUGUUGUUUCUUUUUUCGUUGUUGUUUCAGUCCGGAAGAAUCCCGCCACCCUCCUCCCUCCUUUCCGCUCCCCUGUUUGUUUCGUAUUUUUUAAUUUAUUUGCACACACACACAAAAAAGAGAAAAUUACAGAAGAUGUAUUCUAACUAAAUUAUUAUUAUUACUGUAUUGCAUAAAAAGAUCGGGAUUUAUAUUUUUCCACGUCGGGAGGGAGGGAGGGGGGGCGCUCGGGACGCUCGGCUGCCAUUGAGAAUCUUAUUAUUCCUUCCUUUCUGAGUUGUAUGCAUUGCGACGGGACCCCCGAAAUUUCCCAAUUUUUGCAUUGCAAUGGGACCCCCAAAAUGGCCUUGUAUUUGCAUUGCAAUGGGACCCCCAAAAUUUCCCAAAUUUUGCAUUGCAAUAGGACACCCAAAAUGGCCCUAUAUUUGCAUUGCAAUGAGACCCCCAAAAUUCCCCAAUAUUUGCAUUGCAAUGGGAUCCCCAAAAUGGCCCUGUAUUUGCAUUGCAAUGGGACCCCCAAAAUUCCUAAAUAUUUGCAUUGCAAUGAGACCCCCAAAUUCCCCCAUAUUUACAUUGCAAUGAGACCCCCAAAAUUCCCCUAUAUUUUCAUUGAGACGAGACCCCCAAAAUUUCCCAAUUUUUGCAUUGCAAUGAGACCCCCAAAAUGGCCCUAUAUUUGCAUUGCAACGAGACCCCAAAAUGGCCCUAUAUUUGCAUUGAGACGAGACCCCCAAAAUGGUCCUGUAUUUGCAUUGCAAUGAGACCGCCAAAAUUUCCCAAUUUUUGCAUUGCAAUGGGACCCCCAAAUAUGCCCCUAUAUUUGCAUUGCAAUGAGACCCCCAAAAUGCAAUGCAGUGGGACCCCAAAAUUAAUCUAUAGGGCUAUUUGGGUUCCAAUGGGACCCCCCAAAGCCCCCCAAUAUUUGCAUUUCCCCCUGUCCUUCCCUCCAAGUUGAAGCAGCUCAGUUCCUGGAAUACGUUGUUGAGUCCGAUUAUUAUUUUGUAUUAUUAUUUUGUAUUAUUAUUAAUUAAUUAUUGUUUCCACUCUCUUCGUCUCUCUCACAUCUCUUUUUAUUUUUGUUUCAUUUGUAAAUUAGGAAAUAAUUAUUUUAUUUAAAAUUAAAAGAGAACUUAACCAAUUAAAAAACACACACACAGAAAUAGCUGACGGCUGAUGGAUCGUAUUAACCUUUAGGUUUAACUACAAAAGGGAAAAAUAGACAAAAAACAAAACAAUUCCUCGACGGCAUGGAUGCAAAUGUGAAAAUAUUACAAAAAAUAAUGAUGAUAAUUACACACACGACUAAAUAAAGCUUAUUUUAAAGUA
Messenger RNA from Anolis carolinensis (green anole), 7092 nucleotides. It is a transcript of the gene kazn, whose product is annotated as kazrin, periplakin interacting protein. The transcript has 11 exons. Bases 302 to 1873 code for a protein of 523 amino acids. NCBI's taxonomy places the organism in Eukaryota, Metazoa, Chordata, Lepidosauria, Squamata, Anolidae. The record is from RefSeq and is a predicted model, not a curated record.